Molecule: messenger RNA, 3423 nt
Organism: Cuculus canorus (common cuckoo)
Lineage: Eukaryota; Metazoa; Chordata; Aves; Cuculiformes; Cuculidae
Gene: ACSL5
Product: acyl-CoA synthetase long chain family member 5
Exons: 22
Coding region: 276-2327 (683 amino acids)
Biological process (GO): long-chain fatty acid metabolic process
Cellular component (GO): membrane; mitochondrion; endoplasmic reticulum
Molecular function (GO): arachidonate-CoA ligase activity
Source: RefSeq, a predicted model, not a curated record
CGAGAAGGUAACAACAGUGCUAAGGAGAUUACAGAAACAGCAACUGAUAUUCUACUGAAAGAGGUUCAAAGGUUACCUGGGUGCAGUGUUGCCUGUUUAUUAAAGCCACACACUGAUGAGUCGGGGCUUAGUCCUGCCACAGGAGCUGGGGAAGCACCAACCCUUGAAUGCCCACUUGGAGUUGUAAAGCAGCCAAGGACGGAAGCUGUACUGGCCCCUCCACCCUCCUCCAGCACUAAAGGAAGGUUCAACUGUGGCUCCACUGAUCCAGCACAAUGAUCUGGAUACUUCAAGUCUUGUUCUCACCGCUCCCAACACCAGCAUUGAUUAGUCUCAUUGCAUUUGGAGCUGGCAUCUUCCUCUGGUUGAUAAGCAGGCCAAAACCUGUUUGGCCUCCUGUUGACUUGAACAAGCAGUCAGUAGGAAUUGAGGGAGGAGCCAGAAGAUGUGCACUCCUGCCAGAUAAUAACCUGCUUUCUUAUUACUUUGACGAUAGUAAAACCUUGUAUGAAGUUUUCCAGAGAGGUCUACAUGCUUCUGAAAAUGGCAACUGCUUAGGCUACAGAAAACCCAACCAACCUUAUCAAUGGCUGACAUAUAAACAGGUUCUGGAUAGAGCUCAAUACCUGGGAUCAGGACUCCUGCAAAAAGGAUGCAAGCCAUCACCCAACCAAUUUAUUGGCAUUUUUGCUCAGAAUAGGCCAGAGUGGAUCAUUUCAGAGUAUGCCUGCUACACUUACUCAAUGGUUGCUGUUCCACUCUAUGACACUCUGGGGCCAGAUGCCAUUGUAUAUAUUGUUAACAAAGCUGACAUAAGCCUAGUGAUCUGUGACAAGCCUGACAAGGCACAGACCUUGCUUGAGAACUGUGAGCAAGAAAAGACCCCACAUCUGAAGACUAUCAUUCUUAUGGAUCUCUUUGAUAAAGAGCUCAAGGACAGGGGAGCAAAAGUGGGAGUCGAAAUUCUCGCACUGCAGGAGGUUGAGGAGCUGGGAAGAAACAACAUCAAAGAACCAGUUCCCCCUAAGCCUGAAGAUCUUUGCAUUGUGUGUUUUACCAGUGGAACCACAGGUAACCCUAAAGGAGCCAUGCUGACGCAUCAAAAUGUUGUUGCAAAUGCUGCUGCCUUCCUUAGAUGCGUGGAGAACACAUUUGAGUGUACAAGUUCAGAUAUCGCCAUGUCCUAUCUUCCCUUGGCUCACAUGUUUGAGCGAGUUGUACAGACUGUGGUCUACAGCUGCGGAGCAAAAGUUGGCUUCUUCCAAGGAGACAUCAAGUUGCUAACAGACGACAUGAAAGCCUUGAAGCCCACACUAUUUCCAGUUGUACCAAGACUGCUCAAUAGAAUAUAUGACAAGAUACAAAGUGCUGCAAAGAGCCCAGUGAAACGUUGCCUAUUAAACUUUGCUGUGACUAUGAAGAUGGCUGAAAUAAAACAGGGUAUUAUUCGAAAUGACAGCAUUUUGGAUCGGCUAAUCUUCAAAACAGUUCAGGAAACAAUGGGUGGAAGAGUGCGUAUUAUGGUAACAGGUGCAGCUCCUAUAUCCCCCUCUGUCCUGACAUUUCUUAGAGCAGCAUUGGGCUGUCAGAUUUUUGAAGCUUAUGGCCAGACUGAAUGCUCGGCUGGAUGUACGUUCUCAAUGCCUGGAGACUGGACAACAGGUCAUGUUGGAGCCCCUCUGGCUUGUAAUAUCGUAAAACUAGAUGACGUGGAGGAAAUGAACUACUUCUCCUCCAACAAUGAGGGUGAGGUCUGCAUUAAAGGACCAAAUGUGUUCAAGGGUUAUCUGAAAGACCCUGAGAAGACAGCAGAAGCAAUUGAUAAAGAUGGCUGGCUCCACACUGGAGACAUAGGGAAAUGGAUGCCAAAUGGAACAUUGAAGAUCAUUGAUAGGAAGAAGAAUAUAUUCAAACUUGCACAAGGAGAAUACAUUGCUCCAGAGAAGAUAGAAAAUGUCUAUAUUAGAAGUGCUCCUGUAGCCCAGGUCUUUGUACAUGGGGAAAGCCUGAGGUCUUUUCUAAUAGGUAUAGUGGUUCCUGAUCCUGAGAUGCUUCCAGAAUUUGCAGCAAAAUUGGGAAUAAAAGGCUCCUAUGAAGAACUCUGCAAAAACCCAGCAGUGAAGAAAGCUAUUUUGGAAGAUAUGGCCAGACUGGGCAGAGAGGCUGGCCUUAAGUCCUUUGAACAAGUUAAGGACCUGUACAUCCACACAGAGAUGUUCUCUGUAGAAAAUGGACUUUUGACACCAACACUGAAGGCAAAGCGAGCAGAGCUUGUUCAAGUCUUCCAGCAGCAGAUUGAAGCCCUCUAUUCAAGUACGCAGGAAUAAGGGCCCAGUUUAAAUUAAACUGCAUGGACGAUCCAUCAAAUCUGUGACACUACAUCGCUUAUGGAGAACAUACAAGCAUGAGAGUGGAGAGAAGCAAGAGAACUUUAAUAUAUUGUUUCUGGUAGCCCGGGAUAGAUGACAUUCAUAUGAAGACGGCUAUAGCAAAACUGAUGACUGGCACUAUUCACAUCUUGCAGGACAAAGCAUCAGCCGUCUAGGCAAAGCCAGAUCUGUCAUCAUCUUUGGACUUUGAAGUGCAAAAACACUCAAGAACCUUAUGAGCCUUAAGAAGGCAGCUGUAUGCACUUCUUGCUGUCAAAAACAAACCUUGUUUUCCUCCUCCAACUACGAACUCCAUUAUGACUUCUUGUGGAUUAAUCUGCAGUCAUACUGAACUCUUUCAUGCAGUUACAUAUUGUGAAUUGGGGAGAGACAGUUCAAAAACAAAGUGCAGGAAAAUAACACUUCACUUUCUACUCAGGGUGCUAUAACCUGCCUCAACAAUAUGAAUUGGAUCUUAUCUCUUCAACAAAUACACAAGUGACUUUUCUGUUCCUAGCCCUGGACCACACAGUACAGGUUGUUUUGAUGAAAAUGAGUAGUCUGGCAUCAAAUAGUUUACAAAGUAUAUGUGUCUAAAGCAAACAUAGUUUAUAUUCUAGUACAGGAGGCACUGGAUCAGUUUUUGCACAUGAGCCUGAUAAGUGAAAAACUGUAGCUAUCCUUCCUAAGGAUAUAGGAUGCAAUAAAUCAUAACUGUACAAUCAAACCAAAGCCUGUGUGUGUGACUUGUUUCUCUGCUGCAACCAGACUGUCAGCUGCAGGGUUUACUGCUGCCUGGUUCUGCACAGCUGCAGCUAGAACAUAACUGCUCUAGAAAGCUCAGGGAUUUCUUGUGCUGUUGCUACUUGGUCACAGUUAAGUCAUAAGGCAGUAAGAUUGGGCAGACACGAUGUUGCUCCCGUACUCAACUUUCCUUUUCUUGUAGUAAGGCAAUAUAUGCCAAAGUCAUUAGCAUCACUUUAUUCUCCCAGCUCAGCCUAUCACAUGAAAUAAGGCAUUAGAUAUCAUUUUCUAAGGUUAAAGCUGUUUCCUU